AUGUACACGGCAAGCAGUAACUCCAGUGGUAGUAGACGAGAAGGUGCAGUAGAUAAUCUCAUUGGUGAUCAUCUAAUAGAAGUUCCUCAACAGCCCGACCUUUCUCCAGAGAUUUGCAUCAAAGAUUCAAAGAGUUUACAGGCAUUUCUGAGGCUUUCUAGGUAUGCGGUCGAUGACAACAUGACGACAAUUUUGAAUAGCGUUUUGAACCAUAGAGAGAUGAACAAAAACUCAGUAUUCAAAUUUGGAAGUGGCUCCUCUGAUGGGUCGCCGUGCGAUGAGUUUCUCAAAACUCUCGUAUAUCCAGAAUGGAAAAAACGUUCACAAGUCAUACAGUAUUGUAGAGACGUUGUUGCAAAUGUUAAUGCUAAAGAUUCAAUCGAAAACAGCCAAUUUGCAAAGUUAUCACAGGAGGAAAAAAACGAAAUGAUGCGCAUUGAUCCAUAUACGUACAAGAAUCUUGAAAGAGAAUACAUGAAUAAGCACAGAAAGAUUCUAGAACUGCAGCAUUACUACAGAAAUGAAGAAGAGGUUGAAAAGAUCGUUACCGAUAAAUCAGCCAAUAUAAUUACCCAAUUGUGCAAGUUCAAAGAUGGAGAAGUCAAGACCUUUUUCUCAGACUUCAAAUCGAAGAACAAGUAA
Pichia kudriavzevii is the source of this 642-nucleotide messenger RNA. RefSeq lists its product as uncharacterized. Lineage: Eukaryota; Fungi; Ascomycota; Pichiomycetes; Pichiales; Pichiaceae. The transcript has a single exon. Gene Ontology annotation, cellular component: mitochondrial intermembrane space. The record is from RefSeq and is a predicted model, not a curated record. The coding region runs from base 1 to 642 and encodes 213 amino acids.